Molecule: messenger RNA, 216 nt
Organism: Trichosporon asahii var. asahii CBS 2479
Lineage: Eukaryota; Fungi; Basidiomycota; Tremellomycetes; Trichosporonales; Trichosporonaceae
Exons: 2
Coding region: 1-216 (71 amino acids)
Source: RefSeq, a predicted model, not a curated record
AUGGCGGACUACAACUAUGGUCUCCCAACUGACUCUGUUUGGGAAGAGGCUCUUAACACUUCUUCCUCCUUUCUCCUCCAACCUUCUCAACCGCUUCCCACUCAAACCCCGGCUCUCCCUUACAAAGCGCCCAAUUCCAUCUCAGCUACUGGAGCCCAACCUUACGUCUCCUCUGCUCAAGAGGACGCGGCCGCUUCAGGCAGUACAACCCUCUAG